CAAUACACCUGGAACCUUUCUGUACUGUUGUGAUUUUGCUUCAGGAGCAGUGGAUCUGGUAAAGUCACAUUCGUCCUACAAUUCCAUCCGGUGUUCUGCCUUUGUUCAUGAUGUGUGUGAUGAUGCUUCACCCUAUCCUUUUCCAGAUGAGAUCCUGGAUGUCAUUCUACUUGUCUUUGUGCUUUCUACUAUUCAUCCUAACAGGAUGCAAAGAGUUGUAAAUAGGUUGGCGAAACUACUGAAACCUGGAGGAAUGUUGUUAUUUCGAGACUAUGGAAGAUACGAUACAGCUCAACUCCGUUUUAAAAAAGGUCAGUGCUUGUCAGAGAAUUUUUAUGUACGAGGAGAUGGAACCAGAGUGUAUUUCUUUACCAAAGAGGAGGUAUGGAAGAUAUUUAACUCGGCUGGAUUAACUGAAGUACAGAAUUUAGUUGAUCGUCGAUUACAGGUAAACAGGAAGAAAAAAGUGAAAAUGCAGCGAGUCUGGAUACAAAGCAAAUUCCAAAAACCAUUGCUGCUAUCUGUGAAUAAUCCUGAAGAAACUACUGGAAGGCACCCUUAUAGAUGA
This is a messenger RNA of Merops nubicus (carmine bee-eater), 568 nucleotides long. Its product is annotated as methyltransferase-like protein 2. NCBI's taxonomy places the organism in Eukaryota, Metazoa, Chordata, Aves, Coraciiformes, Meropidae. Gene Ontology annotation, molecular function: tRNA (cytidine-N3)-methyltransferase activity. The record is from RefSeq and is a predicted model, not a curated record. The annotation marks the transcript as partial. The transcript has 5 exons.